UAUAAAAAGGGUGUUAUGAGCUUCAACUCAUCACUGCAAGGAAGGAGAGCGCAUACAACUGUUUGAUCGUCCUCAGUAUUAUCAUACUGCUCAAGGUUUUGCUCUGCCAUUUUAAGAGGAACAAUGGAAAGUCAAUUAAGGAGGGAUGAUCAAGACUCAAAACUAGUUGCAACUUCUUUAGAAACUGAAAACAAGGACAUGAAGAUUGAAGGAGGAGAAAAACAAAAUGACUCAAAACUAGUUGAAGAUUCUUUUGAAAAUGACGUUGAAAACAUGAAGAUUGAAGGAGAAGAAAAACAAAAAGACUCAAAACUAUUUGAAGCUUCUUUAGAGAAUGAAGUAAAAAACAUGAAGAUUGAAGAAGGGGGAAAAGAACAAGAAAAGAAGAAAGAUAAAGAGAAGGGCGAAAAGAAAGAAAAGGAACAUGAUAAGGAAAAGAAGAAAGAUAAAGAACAUGAUAAGGAAAAGAAGAAAGAUAAGGAACACGAUAAGGAAAAGAAGAAAGAGAAGUCAAAGGAUAAGGAAAAGGACAAGGAAAACAAGGAAAAGGACAAGGAAAAGAAGGAUAAGAAUAAGGAUAAAGAAAAGAAAAAAGAUAAAGAAAAGGAAAAGCACAAAGAAGAAAAGGAAAAACAUAAAGAAGAAAAGGAAAAACAUAAGGAGCAUAAGGUAAAGUGAAAAUCAUAUCGAAUGAUGAAAUAUUAUACUAUGUUAUAGAAAAGAUCAAUAUAGUAUUGUUGAUCUUUACAAGGAUCAUUAAAAGACUUGACUAUAAUAUUAUAUAAAUUAUUAUACAA
This is a messenger RNA of Cryptomeria japonica (Japanese cedar), 797 nucleotides long. RefSeq lists its product as uncharacterized. The coding region runs from base 124 to 678 and encodes 184 amino acids. The record is from RefSeq and is a predicted model, not a curated record. Lineage: Eukaryota; Viridiplantae; Streptophyta; Pinopsida; Cupressales; Cupressaceae. The transcript is spliced from 2 exons.